UGUGUCUUUAUGGGAAAGUUGGUCAAAAAGGCAGAGCAAAAACUUCCCACAAAAUCAACACUAAACAGCUGAGCUGGAAAACUAUAUUUUCGGGAAGUAGCAGGUCCUGAAUUAGCGUUUGCAGGCGCUUCUGCUAUUGUUAUUGUAGGUUCAAUGGGAUCCGAAAUCGAUUUAAAUCAAUAGUUGCAACUUUUUCCUCUUUGAACACUUGAAAUAGCCUAUUGUAGCCUACUAUGGACUACGCAGUUGAUUUAAUCUGUUUCUCGUUUUCCGGAUACUUGCGCUUUGUUAUUCUAUGUUUGUUGCACUUCAAGACGUUCGGCCAGUUUGGAGCUCCGGAGUGUUACGCGAGGGGCCAUCGCACCUUAAGGAACCCUUACCGUAGCAUUGACUUUGACUCCAGUGAGCUCCAGAACACGGCCAUCCAGGAGCUCAUCUGUGACCACUCGCUGUCCCCAGGCUGGUAUCGCUUCAGCAUCAACAACAAGCCGGCAGAGAUGCCCACCAGCUGUGUGGAGAUGAACAGGUGUGGAACUCAGGCACCAGUGUGGCUGUCUCUGAAGGACAGCUCCCUGCCUCGGCCUGGCCAGGUUACCCAACUCUCAGCCUGUGCCACCUGGCAGUUCUUCCAGGGCAGCACCAAGGACUGCUGCCUCUUCCGCAUCCCUGUCUCGGUACGCAACUGUGGGGACUUCCUGCUCUACUACCUGCAGCCCACCCAGGGAUGCAUGGGUUACUGUGCUAAAGUCAUUUCAGAAUUUACUCCUAAAUUCUGCCCGUCUGCUCAGGUGGAAGUUAACGGUCGAUGCAAAGCCAACCUCCUACCACUCUCCUCUAAGCCUGUAAUCACCCCUGAGCUGGUGGGCAACAGCGUCCACCUGAGAUGCUCCUUCAGUGGGGUGACCUCCAGCCCACCAGUGGGCUACCUGGUAGUGUGGGCCAGGCACAUCGGCCCCAAUAUGAAAGCUGAGAUCAGGCAGGAUUCCACCCUGCAGACGUUCUCUUUGGUGGAGAUGGAUGGGCUUCACUUCAGACUGGGGGAAACGUUUUCUUGCAGUGUUUCUACGUUCCGGGGCAACUACACCCACACACGAUCUGUGGCAAAGGAGAGUGAGGGUUUCUAUGCUGGAAUCAAGUUCUCUCCAGUUGUCCUCCACAUUGCAGAGGACAGUAAGGAGCACCAGCUGACCAUCCACAGCACCGUUCCCAUACCCUGUCAUGGCCCCCAGCCCAGCCACUACUGUGGAGUCCCCCUCACUCUGACUGUCCACGAGCCAGACAGUCUGAGCGCGGAAGCCCCCAACAUGGUCCUGUCCACCUGUCAGGUGACACUGCAGUCCUCGCCGUGCGGGGAUGACGGCUGUGGCCAUGCCGGCCUCCUGCUCACCGCCGUCUCCGACUUCACCCGUGACGGCAACCGGGCCAGCCUCGUCAGCAUCCAUCCAGGCCCCACUGCCCCGCGCCUCUGGAGGGGCUACAGCCCUGCUCCCCUUAAGGUCAUAGUUCAGGAUGUUCCCACUGCCAACUGCUACUCCCUCACCGAUCCCCACAUCAUCACCUUAGAUGGGAGGCGCUAUGAGAACCAGCAGACGGGCACAUUCGUGCUGUACCGCAGCCUGACCAGAGACUUUGAGGUCCAGGUUCGCCAGUGGGACUGUGGGAGCCGCCACUACGCUGUGGCCUGCAACUGUGGCGUGGUGGCUCGGGAUGGAGACCAGGUGGUCACGUUCGAUAUGUGCAACGGGCAGCUGCAGGAAACCAGGCCCCGCCUCUCUCUUAAGAACCUGGGCCCCAGCCGGGCGAGUCGCAUCCAGAUUCUGGAGUCCAACCAAGGCAGGAAAGUCACUUUGAUCUUUCCCUCCGGGGCCUUUGUUAGGGCCGACGUCCGCGAUUGGGGAAUGAGCUUGUCAAUCAGGGCGCCCAGCGUGGACUUUGGCAGCACACACGGCCUCUGUGGGACGUUCGACAGGAACGGACAAAAUGACUUCCAUGGACGCGAUGGAAGCACCUAUGGCAGCAACGACCACGAACGCUUCAUUGAAGACUGGAGGAUUGCCCCUGGAGAGAGCUUAUUUGACACCACGCCACCACCUCAAGUAUCCCCGAAGAAGAGAAGGCCUUUCUGCCAGUGUCAGCGGGGAUACAGCGUGUCUCUCCAUGCCACGGAAACUGCAGACAGGCGUUUUCCUCCGCAGACCGAGUGUCUCUCUCAUGACAAUGUGGAUUAUGCCUCUGUGUUCCCAUCAGUGGACACCACGUCUGAGCACACCGAGAGUUCCGAAGAAACCGUCAUGGAUCUGUCGUCCGUCUUACAGAGCCCAGCUCUGCCUGUGGAGAAUUGGCCUUCUAGGAUGCACAGGGCCUUUGAAGAGCCCAGAGCUGAUAGCGAGCUGGAUAGAAUGUUCAGGGAAGACUUUCUAGUAGCGGUAGACAGGCCUAAGAGACAGGCCAUGUACGAGUUCCAGCCCAUCUUCACAACCCAGAGCCUGAGUCAGACAGACCUGCAGAGCCUUGCUUACUUCUUCCCCGACGACCACUUGUCGGGACCACGGCCAGCGGUCCAGCCCGCUUGGCCCACGCCCAGUGGCCUGACCUCGGUGAAGGCUCUGGAGCUCUGUCAGCUGGCGCUGGCCAACUCCACGGUGGGCACGGUGUGCCAGAGUGUGCUGGGCAGGCGCCUGGAGGAGGCGGUGCACCUGUGCAUCAUGGACCUGCAGCUGAAAGACGACCUGGCCUGGGAGGAGGCCCUUCUGCCUUACCUGGAGAACGAGUGCGAGAGGAGGCUUAUGGAGAACAGGACCCUGCGCGCCCUGCAGCUGGCUCCAGGACCCCUGGGGGCGUCCGGAGAGGUGGUCACUGCUUUGCGCUGUCCCAACUUUUGCAACAACAAUGGCGACUGCACAGAGUGGGGCUGCCAGUGCUACUCUGGACACAGCUUUUACGACUGUAGUCUUGCUAUCAGCCAGCCCGUUGAGCUUACCGACCUGGAGAACGGCGGCCUCUGUGACAUCCGGGCGUUCGACUGCCGCACCGUCCGCGUCUUCGGCCUGGGAUUCAUCGACUCGCCCGACCUCGGGUGCUUCGUCGCGCGUCUGACGUAUGUGAAUGGGGAGUGGGUUUCCGGAGAGACGCAGAGAAGCCGGGCCACCUUCCUGAGCUCCAAAACCAUCGACUGCACCGUGCCCUCCCUGAGCAGCGUGGAGGACCACACCCUCGAGUUCAUGAUGGGCGACAAACCCUACGCGCGCUGGGAGAUUAAGGUGACCAAUGACGGGUCCCACUACACUCAGCCCAAGGUGCUGACAAUCUACGAUGGCGUGUGCCAAGUCUGUGAGGCAUCUCGCUCUGGACUGUGUAAGUUAAAGGAGAAGACCUGCAAUAUAGAUGGGAUGUGUUUUUCCGAAGGAGACUCCAAUCCCACAAGCCCAUGCCUCCUCUGUAAUCCUGCUACGUCAAAAUUCACAUGGUCUUUGAAUCAAGUCAAUCAGCCCCCAGCUUUCCAUCAGCCCCAGGACAGUCUCUAUACCUUCGCCGGCGAGAAUUUUGUGUUCCAGUUGACGGCGGCGGACCCGGAGGGCUCGGCACUGCUCUUCCAGCUGGAGGUGGGCCCGCCAGACGCCGCCCUCUCCCCCGCGGGCCUCCUCAUCUGGAAAGUCGAUCGGGAGGAGACGCAAGCGCGCACCUUCAAGUUCACGCUGUCGGAUGAGUGCAACGCCCAGGGCAGGUACACUGUGGAGAUUGGAGUGAAGCCUUGCGGAUGUUUGAACGGAGGAAAGUGUGUGACGGACGUGACUGUUCCAGCUGGAAGCGGCGGGUACUUGUGUGUGUGUCCUGAGGGGCUCCGUGGAGACCUGUGCGAGAAGAACGUUGACAUCUGUCUAUCCGGCCCUUGUGGUUUGGGGGUGUGUGCUAAAACAGCCCAGGGCUUCAGAUGCCAGUGCCCUCAGGGAUUGAGAGGAACAACUUGUCGGGAGGAUGUGAACGAGUGUGAAAAGAUGCCAUGUUUCCCCGGUGUCCAGUGUUUCAAUAGCUUUGGAUCCUACUGGUGUGGAAGCUGCCCCAAAGGCAUGCUGGGAGAUGGCACCACAUGUGCAGCUCUGAAGCCAGUCAUCCCCAGCACUGAAACCCCUGCCCCUUUAACUGUCAACAAGAGGCCCAACACCAGCCCCAACCCUCAUCCUCCACCCAGGAUGCACACGGUCAGGCCCAGACACCCACAGAGCAGCACAGUGGCUGGGAAGGCCCCGGCUGUACCUCCCCCUCCUGGUCGUGGUCGUGGCAUCGGUCCUGGGUUGGGCCAGGCGCUGAACGUGACAGCCUCCUGUGCCACAAGGCCUUGUUUCCCAGGAGUCCAGUGCAUCGAUCGUCGUCCACCAUACGUCGGUUAUGUCUGCAGCCGCUGCCCUCCAGGUCUCCACGGCAACGGGCGAACAUGCACAAAAAACCCUCAAACAACUGGCCCCAAGCUUUCUCAGCCACUGAUCCCAGGCAAGAGCAGUCGAUCCCAGCACAACCGCAGUCAAGUCUUCCAGGUACACCUGCCUGUGAUGCCCUCCAGGCAUGGAGUCAAACGUCAGUUCAUGCCUGUCUCACGGCCCUAUCAGAACCCAGCACGCCCAGCCACCUCCCCCCCCCAAAGACCUGUGACGGCGAGAAAAGAGGUCACCCUGCCAUCUAGACACACACCUGGUUCAUCCGUCAAUGCCCUCCGCCUCACCACGGGCACCCGUCACGGUGCCCACCCCAGGAUGAAUGCCAAAGUGGCACAUGACGGUACCAGCACGACUUCCUUCAAGGUGACCCCCAGAGAGGCUGGCGGAGGCAUGCUGAGUGUCAACUUCGCCAAGGAGACGGAGAGCAGCCGGCAGACAGCCCAGCAGAGCCUCAACACGGCGAGGCCCACCUUGACCAGGCCCUGGACCCCCCCAAAAGCCGUGGCCCCGCUGACUGCGGCCCUCACCGCCUUCUCCUACUCCCUUUCCGAGGCCGAGUUCUCCGCUGACGGAGAUCUGACAGGGCCGGACUCCGACCCUCCAGAGCCGCCCCAGCCCCAGCCGGCUCUGACCCUCACCACCCCGGCCAGGCGGGUAACUCUCCCAGGCCAUUACACCUCAGCCUUCCACCGGGUCUCACCUCCAUUCCCCAGGCCCAGGACCAGUGUGACAGAAAGGUGGCCGCUCUCCUGCGCUGACCUACCCUGCUUCCCUGGGGUCCAGUGCGAGACCACCAAAGAUGGGCGUUUCCACUGCGGAAGAUGCCCCCUUGGUUACACCGGAGACGGACAAGCAUGCAGAGCUUUGUGCAGGCAUGCGUGUGGCAGGAACAUGGAGUGCACGGCUCCCAACACAUGCCGCUGUAAAGCAGGCUACACCGGCCUCAACUGUCAGACAGCGAUCUGCAAGCCCGUGUGCAAGAACACGGGCCGGUGCGUCGCCCCCGGUGUGUGUGAGUGCGAGAGAGGCUAUCACGGGGAGACUUGCGAGGAAGCUCUGUGUUCUCUGCCUUGUGAACACGGUGGCACCUGUGUGGGGCCACAUACCUGCUCGUGCCCCUACGGCUUCGUCGGACCCAGAUGUGAAACCAUGGUGUGUAACCGACACUGUCACAACGGAGGUGAGUGUGUGUCCCCGGACGAGUGCACUUGCCUGCGUGGGUGGACUGGACCCUCUUGUGAAUCAGCUCUGUGUUCCCCCCUGUGUCUGAAUGGAGCAACGUGUGUCCGCCCGGACACCUGCGCUUGUCCGCACGGCUUCUACGGGGCCCAGUGUCAAAACGCUGUGUGCAGCCCGCCCUGUACCAACGGGGGCCUCUGCAUGCGCAACAACGUCUGCUCCUGCCCCGAAGGAUACACCGGGGGACGCUGCGAGAAGAGUGUGUGCGAGCCCCUGUGUGUGAACGGAGGGAGGUGUGUCGGCCCUAACGUGUGUGACUGUCCGUCUGGCUGGAGUGGGCAGCGCUGUGAGAAACCCACGUGUCUGCAGAGGUGUUUGAACGGAGGCGAGUGUGUGGGCCCUAACACCUGCCACUGCUCCCAGGGAUGGCAGGGCAUGCUGUGCCAAAUCCCUCUCUGCGAACAGAAGUGCCUUUAUGGGAGCCGCUGUGUCCAACCUAGCGUCUGUGCGUGCAGAAAGGGAUAUUCAGGGCCGCUAUGUGCCAGGAAGCUUCCUAUUCCGAGAGGCUGAUGUACCAACUUUGAACAAUGUGCACUGAAGAACCUGGAGCAUACGUCUUUACAGAGCCACUUCCCAGGGAACUCCAGUAUAUCUAAUGCCAUUGUCAUUUUGUACUCUAAAUAGUAGAAAUACAAUUUCCAAAGUACAUUAUGUAUAAAGAUUAUAUGUCUAAUGGUAUUGUACAAGUCAACAACUCAAUUUCCAUUAUCUUUUAAAAAAUGAAACUGUUAAACUAUUUUGGUCAACAAAUAUUUGUCACACAAAUUAUGUCAUAUUGUGAUAUCGUAAAUAUUCUGUGUCUGUAGCAUUAAAUGAAGCAGACCAACAUACAUUUACAAACAGGAUGACUCAUUUAUGAACCAAUAGAUCUUGUUUUAUAUUAACUUAUUUGGUUUUGAGAUUAUAUUGUGUAUUGAAGUGUUGUAUACAGUAUGUCCUCCAUAUACUGUAUGUUUGUUAUUUUUUAAUAAAAGGGUAAGUGUGUUAAAAUUCAUAA
This is a messenger RNA of Osmerus eperlanus (European smelt), 6669 nucleotides long. Its product is annotated as von Willebrand factor D and EGF domain-containing protein. The record is from RefSeq and is a predicted model, not a curated record. NCBI's taxonomy places the organism in Eukaryota, Metazoa, Chordata, Actinopteri, Osmeriformes, Osmeridae. The transcript has 32 exons. Gene Ontology annotation, molecular function: calcium ion binding. Bases 234 to 6182 code for a protein of 1982 amino acids.